Molecule: messenger RNA, 2651 nt
Organism: Helianthus annuus (common sunflower)
Lineage: Eukaryota; Viridiplantae; Streptophyta; Magnoliopsida; Asterales; Asteraceae
Product: glutamate receptor 1.2
Exons: 5
Coding region: 25-2568 (847 amino acids)
Cellular component (GO): plasma membrane
Molecular function (GO): glutamate-gated receptor activity
Source: RefSeq, a predicted model, not a curated record
AGAAAACAUAUAAUUCUUACAUUUAUGAUGCUCAUGAACAUAACGUAUCAAUUACAUGGGUUGUCGAAUCCAUCACAUGUAGUCAAUAUGAGUUCUAGCAGUAAGCAUGAGAUACCGAUAGGGGUCAUUGUUGAUAUGACAUCACUGUUUGGACAGAUGGUUCAUCACAGCAUUCGCAUGGCAAUUUCAGAUUUUUACUCUUUGAAUGAUGAGUGCAAAACGAGGUUAGUUCUACACACAAGGGAUUCGAAAGGAAACCCUUUACGCGCUCUAUCAGAUGCUUUUGAUCUUCUAGAAAAUCUUAAAGUACAAGCAAUCAUUGGACUAGAAACACUGCUCCAAGCAAAGCUCUUUAGCAUUUUGGGAGAAAAAACCAAAGUACCAUUUCUUUCGUUAACCACAAGCCCUCCACUGAACGCAGCUGCUCAUCGUUACUUACUUCAAAUGACACCAGACGAGACCAUCCAGUGGAAGGGUCUAGCAGCCAUUGCUGAAUCAUUUCAAUGGACCAAUGUCAUCCUUGUUCAUGAGGACAGUGAAUUUGGGAGGGAAAGUGUACCACAUAUAAUUGAUUCAUUUCAAGAUAAAAAAAUUCAUAUAUCUUAUAAAAGUUCGAUUUCUUCAUUAGCAACCGAUGAUCAAAUAAUUGACGAGCUACGUAAGCUCUCAGAUAUGCAAGAAAGGGUGUUCGUGAUUCACGUCUCUCACUUUUUAGCAUUUCGUAUUUUGGUAUAUGCAAAAAGAGUGGGACUGAUGAGCCAAGGAUAUGCUUGGAUAGUAACAGAUAAGACUAUGAACUUCUUCGAUCCUAUAGACUUAGAUGAAGAAGUUCUUGAAUCAUUUCAAGGAGUUUUAGGUCUGAAAUACCUUAUCCCAUCAUCAAUUCAACUUCGUAACUUUUCCAGAAGAUGGAGAAAAGAAUCUCUCCUUAGCAGCCCAAAUAUCUUCAACAUAUUGGCUUAUGAUACAACUUUUGCGGUAGCAACCGCUGUUGAAAGAGCCGAAAUUAGACCUUCUAAAGAUGGAAAGAAAGUUGGUGCAUUGAUGGCAAUGGAUUUCACAAAUAUCCGAGAAUCGGAAAGUGGAAAAAUACUAUUAAAAGAGUUGCUAAACGUUAGAUUCAAGGGAUUGAGUGGUGAGUUUCAUCUUGUAAACAGCAAAUUCAUUGCUAAGCCAUUGGAAAUAGUUAAUGUGAUCGGAAAAGGUGAGAGAAGAGUUGGGAUUUGGACUGAAGACGAUGGUGUAAAUGGUCUUGAAGGAAUAAUCUGGCCUGGAGGAUCUCUGAUCCCUCCAAGACGUUUGAUAUUGCAAACAAGCAAAAAGCUACGAAUUGGUGUUCCUAUGUUGGUUGGGUUUGAAGAUUUCUUGACUGUAGAACAAAAUCCUCUAACCAAUGAAACUAUUGCCAAAGGGUUCUGCGUAGAUGUGUUCAAUGCUGCAAUUGAAGCAUUAUCAUAUGAAGUACCAUACGUAUUUGUUCCAUUUUCUGUCGCGAAUAAAAAACCAAAUUCAGAAACUUACAAUCAACUUAUAUAUGAGGUCUACCUUCAGAACUUUGAUGCGGUUGUAGGGGAUACCACGAUUACUGCCAAUAGAUCCUUAUAUGUUGACUUUACAAUUCCUUACACUGACUUAGGUGUUGGGACGGUAACAAGAGAUGAUCAGAAUUUGAGAAAAAUUUGGUGGUUUUUGGAGCCCCUGGAUGCACGUAUGUGGAUUGCAGCUACUUGCUCUUUUUUCAUAAUCGGAGCAACAAUAUGGGUUAUUGAAUAUCCUAUAAACCCAACGUUCCAAGGUCCCUGGCAAGAUGUAGUUGGUCCUGUCCUCUGGUUCUCUUUCUCUACACUUACCUUUAGCCAUAAAGCGAAGUUUAUGAGUAAUUUGUCAAGGCUCUUGGUUAUUGUGUGGCUAUUCAUUGUCCUCAUAAUGGUUACGUGCUACAACGCUGCUUUGAGUUCUAUGUUAACUAUUCAGCAAAUUCAGUUAACGCGAAGGGGGAUUGACAUAGGAUACCAUGCUGGUUCGUUUAUUGAAGGAGUCAUUGUUAACAACUCAAAUUUUAAGGAGCCUUCUCUUCUACCCUACAACUCAUUAGCUGAAUACGCAAGUGCGUUAGCAGGAGGAAGUAAGAAAGGUGGCGUUGUUGCUAUUAUGGACGAGUUCCCAUAUAUCAAGUUGUUCUUAGCAAAGUACGGCAGUGCCUACCGUUUGGUCUCUUAUGAACCUAGUACAAAUGGGUUUGGCUUUGUUUUUCCGAAAGGAUCACCAUUAGUGCCUGAUAUUUCAAGGGAAAUAUCAAAACUAAGAGAGGAAGGGGAACUACUGAAGCUGGAAAAGAAAUGGUUCAAGAAAGAUUCAUCUUUUUUACCUGAAGAUUCUCAAGCACCAGCGAACCUAACAAUUUUAACACUUUACAAUUUCCGCGGUUUAUUUUAUAUUGGUGGGGUUAUGUUAGCUUUCAUGCCUCUCGCAUACUUAAUUCACUUUGUGUACACAUAUGCGUUUCUCAUCUACCACGUUUUGGUCGCCCCACCUCCAUUAGAAUUGCAAAUGUUGAAUUUCCUUUGAGGUUAAAGUCUGUAGCUGCAUAUGUUGUAAUUAAAGGAUACUAGAAUAUUGGAAGGAGAAUGGACAAAACAUAUUCAUAUCAA